AAAUGCGGCACUUCCGGUAAAUUCGGACAAAAGAAAUUUGCAGUAAAAUAACAAUGAAAUUAAUAUAAGUUCUGGAGAUUGUCACACAAUUUAGAGACAGCAAUUUACUUAGGUAGAAUGGCUUCUCCCCCUAAUAUACAACAGCUGUCUUUACAACCCGUUCAACCACAAGCAGACCAUGGUGACAGCCCCACUCAAUCAUUACUAAAUGUCUCCCUGACUUCAUCUCCCUCCACGCUAAGUUUGUCCAGUCCAGAAGGUAUUGACUGUUAUGGAAAUGAGCGGCAAGUUCUGACGAAACAGACCAAAUUUUUCAACAAUGAAGCACUGAGUGAUAUUAUCCUUACAGUUGGAGGCAAUAAAUUUUAUGCACAUAAAUUUAUACUGGUCCAGUGUAGUGAUGUGUUUGAAAGGAUGCUUAGUGAAGACUGGAGUAACAGUGAGAAAAAGGAAGUAGAACUGGUAGAAGAAAACGAAUGUGUUGAAGUGUUUCCACGAUUUCUAAAGUUUCUUUACAGUUGCCAUAUCAAACUUAACAUGGACAAUACAUUACCUGUCCUCAUUCUAGCAGAUAAAUACAAUGUUACUAGUCUACGACAGGUCUGUACAAACUUUGCAUGCUCUUUUAUCAUCCCAAAGCUACAACUGAAAGAUGUGUUCCACCAGUGGUUCCAGUACGGUACAAAAUGUUAUCAUAAGCAACUUAUUACUUCAUGUGUGAAUGUCCUUGCAGAGAAAAUGGAUGAAGUGAUUGGGUCUGUUGAGUGGGAGCAAGAAUGGAUAACUCUUGACCGAGAUCAGUUGGUGGAAUUUUUACGAAGUUCAGAUCUGAUUGUAAAAGAUGAAUACGAACUAUGGAAAGCUGCUGUAAAAUGGCUGAUAUCAUCACAGCAUCAAGCUCGUCUCGAUAACCUUGAAACCAACUUACAGGAAAUUGUGAAAUAUAUAAGAUUUCCAAUGAUGGCUCCUCAACAGUUGUGUGAGAUUGAAAGAGCAGAAAUAGUGCAAAAGCAUCCAGAACUAUUUCAGAAGCCAUUUUUACUGGCUUAUAAAUAUCAUGCUUUAACGUUGACAGGAAGAGCACAUGAAAAAUGUUUUACAUCGCCUGCUUGUCUACUAAGAAAUUACACAGAUUUACGAUGGGAAAAACGAUUUGUCAUCCAUUACCCAUCAUGCCAGAGGUUUAAUGAGAUCAGUGAAAGAUUUUCAACCAGAGCUUCAUCACUUCCUGUUCAAGUUUGGGAUUGGGAAUUGAAAGUCUUUCCAAAAGGCUUUAGUUCAAAUGCAGAUGACUUCCGAUGUAUUUUGUAUUCAAAUCUGAUCUUAGACCAACCCCGACCAAUUGAGUAUUUAUUGUCUAUAGUGGGGAAAGAUGAGAUUAUUCACUCUGUUUAUGGGAGGAAAAGUUUCUCCAAAACAAGGUAUACAGCUGAUACAGAAAUGGAUAAGAAAGUCGGUGUGGGAGAGCUUGCACAAUCAAAUUCUCCCUAUCUCGUUGAUGAUAAAUUGAUCUUACAGAUAUCACUGAAACCAGUAGAUUAAGAAAAAAUAGGAACUAAUUGUCUCAAACAUGUCAAAGCUGUUAAAAUUUACCUUGAUGUUAAAGUACAUUUCUUCAUUUGUACACAAAAGGUCAACAAAAUUAUAUACAAAUUUCAAUGCUGUUUUUUUUUCCGAUUCAAACAAGGCUGUUUGUCAAUUAAUGGAAACUUAUAUUUUAUUUGUCUUAAUUCCAUACUUGUUAGUUCAAUAUAAAAAAUGUAGGGUUGUGUAAGCAGGGCUCUUCGUUUAGGACCAUUAUAAUUAUUGCUUGUUAUAUUGUUUAUACAUGUUAUAUAUAAUUAUUGUUAUUGUGAUAAGAUUAAGGCUGUUCCAAAAUUAUCGGGUUGGGGGAGGGGGAGGUGUAGGAGGCAAUCAAAUUAAUAAGAUAUGAGUUGCUGUAUUUUCCUUAAAAUUAUAAGUAAAAUGAAAAUAGUUAUUGGUGGUUGGGGUCUCAAAAAGUGCUUCCCUGAUGACCCCCUCCCCUCCUGCAUUUAAUUCUGGAACACCCCUUAGUUGGAAGUCCCAUAUGUCAUUGUUAAUGAUAUUUGUCAAGAAAAAUAAUUUUACAUUAAGUAUUAAUUAUAGAAAGUAUUACUGUCUUAACACUAAACCAAGAGAAAUUUGGAGAUAUGUUUUCCAUGUUAUAAUGGAUCUAUUCAGGAAAUGUAUUGUAUCAUGGGAACACUCAUUUUCUUUAGGUUUUUGUUUGAAUAAAAUGCCUAUGGAGAAUUUUAGAGAAUGCAUAGUUCAUUUUUGAAAUUGGUCGGCUGAACUUUUGAGUUUCAAAACUGAUUGAUUAGUAUAUUACAAUAUAUUCAUUCAAUUUUUUUUAAUAUUAUAAAAAAGUGUUUAGUCCCAGUUGUGUUUUAUUAGACAGGUUUAUUAUUUUUAUCAAUAUAUAGUAACAUUACAUUAUUUAUGUCAGUCUAAAUUGUCUCACAGAAUUUUACCAAAAUUUAUUUGUGUUUCAUGUUUCCAUGUUAGCCAUGUUAACAUAAAUAUAUUUUAAGUGCUUUAUAUAAUUCUGAAAUAAUGGAAUUGAUGAACAAUUUCCUAUACUUUUAUUAUUAUUAUUAUUUAUUUUAAAUUUCAUUAUUUGUAAUGGUUAAAACAUUGUGCAUAAAAUUUACAAAAAAAUGUGAUUAGUAACAAUUUAUCAAAAUGAAAAAUAUUGAAAGAGAAAUACAGUAAAAUUUACCUUUUAAAUUUAUAUUGACACAGAAUAAAAGGUUAUGAUACCUUGAGCUAUGGCCAUCAGGAAUAAUAAAAUUAUGAUAUAUCUUAUAUAGUGAGGAUUGAACAUAUCACCAUUUUUAUGUGCCUACAUUUUUAUUGAUGUGCUUAAUUUGGAUUUGUUGCAUUUUAUCUUUAAACUGUAAUUUCAAUACUGUAACAACCAUACAAUGUUAUUAUAAAUUAUUAAUAGCAUGAAUUAUCCUUGUAACAAACAAUUUUCUUGCAAUGGAUCAGUUCAAGUUUAAGAGGUAACUAUAAAUUGUAAGAUGUUGAAAACACAGUUGAACUGGUGAAGCAGCAGGAUUUAUCUGGGAGGCACUUUUUUUUAGACCCCAACCACCCAUAAUUUAUAAUUUUCAUUUUACUUAUAAUUUUUACCAAAUUAAAAAAUGCAACAUUUCACAAUUUAUAAAUUUAAAUACCUCUCAUGCAUUUAAAUCUUGAACAGCCCUGACAAACACCGGUUUUAACACCUGGCAUUUCUUGAAAUAAAAAAAAUGAAAAUAAAUUAGAAUUGACUACUUGCAAUAAAUUGGCUGACAUGAGAUGAUUGUGAAAUAAGUGUAACAUAUCAUCAGUGUUCACAUUUUGCCAAGUUUUAUGUAGUUUAUUGGAUUUUUUGGUUAGGGUCUUGUUUUUGAUCUCACAAUAUUUUUUCACCUAUAUUUUGGUUUCAUUUCAUAAUUUUUUAUUAUGGUUAAUAUUAAUUUCAUAUUGCACCUACAUGUAGUAUUACAAUUUAAAGUUUAUAAAUUUUCAUCCUCUGAUAUCAAGCAUAGGUCUGUUAUCAAUAAUCAUUAUUAUGGUUGUGGGAGGUGGGUACCUGACCCCUCCUUUUCAUGAAAGUUCCUGAAAAAAAUUGUCUCAACAAUGUAUAUAUAUAUGUGCAAUUUAUUUAUAUGAUUAUUAUAAAAAUAUGGAGAUGUGGUAUGACUGCAAAUGAGACAACAACCGACUAAUGACCAAAGAACUAGGUUGUGAACAACUACAGGUCAGAGUAAUGCCUUAUAAUAAUGAGUAAAACCCAUACCAUAUUGUAAGCUAUAAAAGAGGGUGUGGAUGGGGGUCCUUCAUUUCUGUAUUCUUUAAUUUUUCAGGCUUUUUUUUCGUUAUUGAUUAUAAAUUUGCGUUAUUCUCUAUUCUUUAUAUCUUAACACCCCAUUAUUCUCUAUUCUGUACUUUUUUUGCCCAUUUUUCUCUAUUCUUUAUUUUUUAGCCCUUUACGUCUAUUAUUCUCUAAUCUGUAUACCCUAUCAUAAAAGGAACUGAGAUGACAAAAUGUGAAACAAUUUUAAAAAUGCUAUGUUAGAUGUACAUGUAUUAAUUAAAUUUUAUUUACUGAACUAGAAUUCCAGUGAAUAUAACACUUAAUAAAAAAACUCUGAUAUAAGUAAAAGGAGAUAUAGAGUACUGGUAUAUGACAAUGAGACAACACAAUAAACUGAAAGACAUCUAGAGGUCACCAAUAGACAGGUGUCUAUACUGUUUAACAAGCUCUUAAUGCUCCAGAGUCUUUAAAUGUUGUAAAUAAAUUAACAGAUUCUUUCAAAGACCUGCCAUCUUCAUCCUAUUUUCAAAAUAAUAAAACCAAAAAAAACCAUGAUACAACAAUUAACAGCCAUUAAAUAGGUUCCUUACAUCAGACUAGGACAUAUCAUGUGGAAGGUUUAAAAAGUUUUUGAUAUCCCGAACCUCCUCAAAUUUGGUUUAACUUAUAUGGAUAUUUGCACAUUGUUGAAGGCUGCACAGUGACCAGUCGAUAUCCUAGGUUUUGGUUGAUAAUUGACUUCCUUACAACAUCUCCUUUCCUUUAUAUGUUUAUGUUUAUGUAAUCUGUAAACAGUUACAUAUAAAUGUAAUGUGUUAAUUUUGGAUGAAUGAGUAUUGUUUGAAUAUUAUGUAUAUGUUAAAUAUGUUAAGAUAUGGUUAUCUAGAACAAGCUUUGUGAUAUUUUGUUGUAAAAUGGAAAAAGAUAUUAGUAAAAAUUGUUUUUAUAAAAAA
Messenger RNA from Mytilus californianus (California mussel), 4779 nucleotides. Its product is annotated as BTB/POZ domain-containing protein 17-like. Bases 118 to 1542 code for a protein of 474 amino acids. The record is from RefSeq and is a predicted model, not a curated record. The transcript is spliced from 3 exons. Gene Ontology annotation, molecular function: protein binding. Lineage: Eukaryota; Metazoa; Mollusca; Bivalvia; Mytilida; Mytilidae.